Messenger RNA from Batrachochytrium dendrobatidis JAM81, 1077 nucleotides. RefSeq lists its product as uncharacterized. The transcript has a single exon. NCBI's taxonomy places the organism in Eukaryota, Fungi, Chytridiomycota, Chytridiomycetes, Rhizophydiales. The coding region runs from base 1 to 1077 and encodes 358 amino acids. The record is from RefSeq and is a predicted model, not a curated record.
AUGAAAUACCUCUCACAACCUGUACUCGCCACAGUCGUAUCCAAUAUCAAUAUGCAGUCUAAUUCAGCAGUUCUAUCAAGUUCUUAUGGACCAUGUAUGACAGAUAUCAGUCCUGCCCAAUACCACAUACAAGAUACACAUACAACUCUCUUUGGGAUUCUACCUUCUUCUUGGUCAGUCAGCACGCUUGACCAGGGAUCUAGCCAGCAUCGAUCCAGACUAAAUGAUAUGUUGUGCACUCAAUCAAAUGCCUCGCUAGUAGAUAUGCCAGGCAUUGAACCAGAUUCACAGUUGCUCCAAUACCGACAGAUCCUGUUGAACGAUCCUUCACUAGCACCCGAAGCCGCUUUACAGGUCAUUAUGAAAAACAUUCCAUCUCCACCGCCAUUGCCAAACAGUAACAGUCAGCGCACAUCCAAUAGGUCAACCCAUCUUUUUUCUUGGAUAAAAAGACUUGGUUUUAAACAUGCAAAAAUAUCUCGACAUAUCAAGUCAGUAGCCAAAAAGGCUUUACAUGAAGCCGGACACAAGGAGUUGUCACUACUACUUUCCACCUUAUGGAAGUAUGCGCAUGACAUGUCCAACUGGAUACUUGCAGCCUGCAAAGCCAUUCGUGCUGUCCCAUUAGAGUCGCUAGAUUUUCAAGGCAUCACUAUUUGUGAUGAUAUCGAAACGGCAUUUGUAAGCUGGUGGAUGAUUUUCAUUCGAUUGAAAGUAAAAGUUGAGAGUAUCGUUCAAAGAGUUGGAAAUGAUACAUCUAUUUUGGAUGGAGAGAUGACUGCUUUGAAGAGUAAUCUGGUCGAGUUUUUUGGCAAGUAUGACAACGUGCAUGAGACUUUGGAAGAACGCUUGCUUGGCUACAUUCAAAAACCGAAUCACAAUAUCAAGAUUUUAAUGGAAAUCACUGCAGAUGUCGAGCAGAUCAAAUCUAUAGUUGCCAAUCUUCAAGAGGCAGUAAGAAAUGCUAUGAUUACCGAGCCACAGCAUGAAUUUGACGAUCGACAAAAGUCGAGGUUUGUUGAAAGACUAACCAGUAUCAAAAAGCUGUUGGAUCGCAAAGUUGCAACUGCUACAUGA